UGCCAGCCGCCAUAAAUAAGGAAAAGAAGGAGAAAAAGAAGCGGAACCACCACAGACAACGUGCUCGGAGCUCCGGUUUGAGCGGGACAGAAAUACCAGUUUUGAAUGAAGCCGUGAUUUAAUAAAUGCCCGCCGGGAUGGAGGCGAAGCCGCAGCCGCACAAACGCUACAUCUGCUCGUUCCCCGGCUGCGCGGCGGCCUACAACAAGCAGUGGAAGCUCGACGCGCACCUGUGCAAACACACCGGCGUGAGGCCGCACGCGUGUCCGCGCGACGGCUGCGGCAAGUCCUUCUGCUCGCCGUACCACCUGGCGCGCCACGAGCUCAGCCACAGCGGCGAGAGGCUCUUCCGGUGCACGGCGGACGGCUGCGCGGAGGCCUUCACCACCAACUCGAACCGGAGCCGGCACGUGGGCCGCGCGCACGGCCGCGAGCAGAAGACGUACGCGUGCGCGUUCGACGGCUGCGGCCUCGAGUUCAGGAAGAACAAGCAGCUCAGGGCGCACGUGUGCGAGCGGCACGCGCAGCUGCCGCCGUACCCGUGCGCCCACGAAGGCUGCCACAUGCGAUUCGCCUUCCCCAGCAAGCUGCGGCGCCACGAGAAGGUGCACAGAGGAUACCCCUGCGAGGAGGAGGGCUGCGACCACACGGCCAAGACGUGGACCGAGCACCUGCGGCACCGGAAGGAGCGGCACAGGCCCGUCCUCAGGUGUGACCAGUGCAGCAAGGUGUUCGGGGACUCGUGGUUCCUGCAGCAGCAUCGGCGUGUCCACUCCGAGGUCAGGGUGGUGCUGAAGUGCCCCAGGGAAGGCUGCAGCAGGUCGUUCACCACCACCUUCAACCUGCAGAGCCACAUCAGCUCCUUCCACGAGGAGCUGCGGCCCUUCGCCUGCGCGCACGCAGGCUGCGGGAAGACCUUCGCCAUGAAGCAGAGCCUGCGGCGCCACAGCGUCGUCCAUGACCCGGAGAGGAGGAAGCUGCGGAAGCCCAAGCCCGGACGAUCCAUCGCUUCCAGGUUAAGCGGCUUCAGGGAAGCGAAGGUCUGCGAGAAGCGCCGGGGGCCCGAGCCGCCGGGCUCCAGAGGGUCUGAGCCUCCGGGCCCCGUUGAGUUGGUUUCCCUCCUGCAGGAUGCGUCCCUACUGUGCAGCCCGGCAGCGGCGGUGGACACACACGGGCUCACCAGUGCCCUGGCAACACCUUUGGCGGUGUAAAGAGAGUCUUGUGCAGGAGGAUGUUCACACCUGGAGUGUGUGGAGAGCAAAGCGCUCAACCUGCGAUGAUAUAUCAUUUCUAACCUGGUUGUUGGAAAUCUAGGUGUUGCAUCUGGCUUCAUCCCUGCUACUCUGUGCACAUGCCUUUACAUAGAAGUGCGUCUAUUUCAGGGCUGCAACCAUCGAUUAUGUUCAUUAUCGAUUCAUCGAUCACUUGUUUGGUUCAUAAAAUGGUGAAAGAUGUUGAUCGGGUUUCCUAAAACCCCCAAUAUGAUUUUGUUUUGUCCACACACCAAAGAUAUUCAGUUUACUGUCACAGAGGAACAAAGAAACCAGAUUAUUUUCUCAUUUAGAAGCUGAAAUCAGAGAAUUAUGACUUAAAACUACUUGAAUCGAUUAUCCAAAUAGUUGGUGAAUAAUUUAGUAGUCGAUUACUAAUCGAUUAACUGUUGCAGCUCUUGUCUAUUUAUUGCUAUCGAUUCAAUAUGAACUGGUGCAGAUGUUCCCUUCCGCUGUGUAGCGCGUCGACUGCAUUGUUGCUCUUGUUGUUGUUUUUUUCUGGGGGAGAUUUAAUUUUCUGGAGCCCCUAAAAUUCAUAAUUUCUGUUUGUGAGUUAAAGAAUAUAUAUGGACACAAGUUUUAUAGUUUUUUUUUUCUCGCAUUACAAAAAUGUGACUUUGCAGAAGAACGGUGUUUAUUAAAAUAAAACCGGUGAAUGCACCAAACUGCA
This is a messenger RNA of Scophthalmus maximus (turbot), 1941 nucleotides long. RefSeq names its product transcription factor IIIA-like. The record is from RefSeq and is a predicted model, not a curated record. The transcript has a single exon. Lineage: Eukaryota; Metazoa; Chordata; Actinopteri; Pleuronectiformes; Scophthalmidae. The coding region runs from base 126 to 1211 and encodes 361 amino acids. Gene Ontology annotation, cellular component: nucleus.